AUGCUGAAUGAAAUUCUUCUUACCAUUGCGGCGCUCCAGGGGCGCGCUCUUGCCCAGAGCUGCCCCUCCCUCUCUGCAAGCUACCCUGCUCCUUCUGUAGCGAGUGGAUAUGAGGCGAGGCUUGUUGCUACGGGCUUGACGAAGCCGCGAGGCAUCAUUUUCGACAACAAGAACAACCUCUUGGUCGUCGAGAGGGGCGUGGGCGUCACUUCGUUCACCGUCUCAGGGACUGGAUCCUGCGUUAGCCUGCAGAACAAGAAGACCGUUGUUGGAGACAACACUCUCAACCAUGGCAUUGAAGUCUCAGAUGACGGAAAGACGCUCUAUGCUUCGAGCAUGGAGUCCGUCCUCAAGUACGAAUACGACUCCAACGGCCAAUCCGUGAAGGGAGACGGCAAGGUCAUCGUAAGCGGCAUGACCACCGAGGACACCGUGACCCGCACCCUCCUCCUCUCCAAGAAGAAGAAGAACACGCUCCUUGUCUCGCGAGGCAGCGACGAGAACAUCGACCUCAGCACCGUCGACAUCAACAAUGGGCAAUCCCAGAUCCGCAUCUUCGACCCCUCCAAGAGCGACGUCGACUACGAGCAGGGCACGACCCUUGCCUGGGGUCUUCGCAACGCCGUUGGAGUCGCGGAGAAUCCCAAGGAUGGCGGUGUCUGGAGCGCGGAGAACAACGCAGACAACAUUGAGCGCGACGGCUUCGAGAUCCACGAGAACAACCCCGCUGAGGAGCUCAACUACCACGGCAUUGCCAGCGACGCCGACAACCCGCUCAUGAACAGGAACUACGGAUACCCGCUCUGCUAUGGCGUAUGGAACGUUUCUGAGAUCCCGUCUGCCGGUACGCUCCAGGUGGGCCAGCAGUUUGCCAUUGCUGAGGCGAACGCGACGACGCAGGAUGCCUUCUGCAGGAACGAUCGGGAGGCACCGCGCUUGGUCUUCCAGCCGCACACUUCGCCUCUUGACCUGAAGUUCGAUAGUAAGGGCGAGAACCUCUACGUCUCUCUGCACGGAAGCUGGAACCGCGAAGACCCUGUCGGUUACUCCGUCUCCGUCAUCAAGUUUGGCUCCGACGGGCAGCCCACUGAAGGCUCGACGUCCACCAGCGCGCUCACGCCCAUCCUCGGCAACAGCAACACGACUGCUUGCCCGGAGAACUGCUUCCGUCCUGCCGGCCUGGCCUGGGACCGCAACGGCCGCCUCUACAUGACCUCGGACAGCACUGGUGAGAUCUACGUUAUUACGAAGAGCGAUGGUAAGGCGCUCGAUGCCUCGGCGCCCUCUGCUAGUGCGGCUCCCUCGAAGGGCUACAGUGUUGCGGGAGUAGUCAUUGCUGCUUUGACAACGGUGUUUGCGUACUUUUUGUAG
Molecule: messenger RNA, 1371 nt
Organism: Trematosphaeria pertusa
Lineage: Eukaryota; Fungi; Ascomycota; Dothideomycetes; Pleosporales; Trematosphaeriaceae
Product: soluble quino protein glucose dehydrogenase
Exons: 3
Coding region: 1-1371 (456 amino acids)
Source: RefSeq, a predicted model, not a curated record